Messenger RNA from Trypanosoma theileri, 1785 nucleotides. RefSeq lists its product as uncharacterized. Lineage: Eukaryota; Euglenozoa; Kinetoplastea; Trypanosomatida; Trypanosomatidae. The coding region runs from base 1 to 1785 and encodes 594 amino acids. The transcript has a single exon. The record is from RefSeq and is a predicted model, not a curated record. Gene Ontology annotation, molecular function: protein binding.
AUGAGAGAACAUGAAGUUCUCAGUAAUGGAGUCGUAUUUUCGGCAUGCUCAGCAUUUGAGUUCGGUGGGGACGUGCACCAUGAGAGAAGCCGCGGCGGUAGUGGUAGUAGCAACAACAGCAGCAGUAGCAGCAUUGUUGUUUUUAAAUACCCACUGAAGGAUCCGCACAAAUACACUGCGAGGCCGUUUGAGUCUGCCGUAGUGCGUCUCACCAGAGAGUCCCUUUCAGUUUAUCGACCCACGGACCGUGUUUUUUUUUGUGAAUUGAAUUGGUGUGAUGUACGAGAAAUACGUCGCCACACAUCUAAAAGGAGGAACCAGAUGUCGUACGAGUUUGCCUUCUUUACCCAUGCAGCAGGUAUUAUUCUCCUUGAAACUUAUGACAUCAGGAUAAUAGAUGGAAUCGCCGUAUCACUGCAGCUUCUGAGCGUUGGGUGUGUAUUACAGUCUUCUAACUCCCAAACUACCACCACACCCAUAGUAGCAUCGACAGGAGUAACAGGAAGGGUAUCGAGAAGAGAAACGAGUCCAAGUACUACACCGCUUACACAAGUUGCUCCAAGGGAUGAUGCGAUUAGUCAGGCGCUGCGGCGCAUCCGAGAACGUGAGGAGGAAAUGCGAGAAGCGAUUUUCUACGGGCCACCCAUACAAUCACCAGCUACCAACUCUCAUCCGCAUUUGCAUUCAUCAUCUCCGCCGCGGUCAGAAUCUUACCCACGUGAGGACAUGCGUCCACCUCGGCGUGAUGUGGAGUUAACGGCGGCCGGCAUGCAUAAUCUAUUGAUGCUUCUAGAAGAAGAAGAGAAAAAGGCCACUAAAUCGUUGAGAACACAAGAAGAACGUAUUCGCACACUCUGUUCUCGCGAAGAAACAAAAUUUCCCGAACGACUUUGGCAACAUAAAGUUUCUACUCCAAAUGAUGAUCUCAUGCAUCAUAACCGUCCUGCUGUCGUGGUAUCGGAGUCGCGUGAGGUGUAUGAGCAAACUAACAUGAUGCGUGGGAUGUUGAACGAGAGGCAUAAUCUGAAGACACAACCUAUGAUGUCCCCUAAGAGUGAGAUGGACUCAACGAGACCUACACAGUCGUAUGACGAGCCACAAGAAGUAGAUCAAAAAAUAGGGCAUGAACCUAUCCCUCACAAUGUGAUAUCUGGAGACGUCACGACACACGGUGUCCGCGAUGAGAAAGAAAGAGCAAUUUUACCUUUGUUGAAUUCACUUGACGAGGAUACGAAGAGAAAUAAAGAUUUGAAUGAGGGACGUCGUUUAGAACUACAUCACAAGGUAAUGGAGAAUCAACAACCAAUCUCUGUAGCUGGUGGUUUCUCAUUAACGGAGGCUCUAGAACGGGAACGACAGACUGAAGAAUUAACGCGACAAAACGAUAUGAAAAAGUCAGAAUCCAUAACAGAAGGUGAUCACGUUAAUUCUGGUGCUGUUACAUUGUCAAGUGCAGAGGAAAAUCGGGAGCCCAAGACCGGAGGUGUCUUGUAUGGUAACUGGAAAGAGUUUAGAGAUAAAGAGAGUGGAAAAGUAUAUUACAGGAACAUUGUCACAAAGGAGGCCCAAUGGAAGCCGCCGCCUGAGGUUCUUGAAAUGAAACAGCGGGAAAAAAAAACAUUCUCAGAAGAACCAGAGUCAACAAAAACAAAAAAAGGACCUCUUCGGAUUUUGGGUGUUUGGAAAGAGUAUAAAGAUCCAAAGAGUGAUCGUCUCUACUAUGUCAAUGGUGAAACAAAACAGCGAACAUGGAAGGUUGAAGAGACCCCGUUUAGAGGCGAAUAA